AAGUCAUUGAAGAAUGCUCAAAGCUUUGGAUUCGGAUUCGGACGCAAAAUGCCACCGCGUCGGACAACACGACCACAACAAGCUUUCUGACCGUUACAUGGUGAAGCCAAGGACUUUUCCCCUCCAGUAACUAAUCUCAGUUUCUCCAGAGGACUGUGACUGUUUGGCAGCACCAUGCCACGGGUCCCCCACUGCAGCUGCGCCCCGGUGACAACGGCAACAUAAUGGCAUGUAGGAGCGGCUGCUGCUGCGGCUCCGGUCCUAUCAACGAGGAUAACGCGAGGUUCCUGCUGCUGGCGUUGUUCAUCAUCGUCUAUCUCCUGUGCGGCGCCGCUGUCUUCUCAGCGCUGGAGCAGCCGAAGGAGCGAGAGGCCAAGGAGCGUUGGGCGCAGAGGUUCGAGCAUUUCAGCCAGAAGUACAACCUGAGCAAGAAAGACUUGAACAACUUCCUGAGGAACUAUGAGGAGGCAAACGUAGCUGGGAUCCGAGUGGACACUAUUCGACCACGAUGGGACUUCACUGGUGCGUUCUACUUCGUGGGAACUGUGGUAUCAACCAUUGGCUUUGGGAUGACUACGCCUGCCACCAUUGGAGGAAAAGUCUUUCUGAUGUUCUAUGGCCUUCUCGGCUGUGCUGCUACCAUUCUCUUCUUCAACCUCUUCCUGGAGCGUGUCAUCACCGUAAUCGCUGUGGUCCUCAAGUCCUGCCACGAACGACGCCAUAACAAGGCUGUGCUCCCACAAAAUGGCCGGCGUGUCUCAGAGGGAGGUCAAGCCAGUGGAGGCGGUAGAGGCAAAGCUGAGGAUUUAUCUGGCUGGAAGCCUUCAGUCUACUGCGUCAUGCUCAUCCUAGGUGCAGCGGCCAUCUUGGUGUCCUGUUGUGCCUCACUCAUGUACUCAGCAGCAGAGGGCUGGGGCUACCUGGAUUCCCUCUACUUCUGCUUUGUGGCCUUCAGCACCAUUGGUUUUGGGGAUAUGGUGAGCAGCCAGAGGGUUGUCUACGAGGGCCAAACCACAGCAGCAUACAGGGUGGGCAACUUCUUCUUCAUCCUCACUGGUGUCUGCUGCAUCUACUCCCUCUUCAACGUCAUCUCCAUCGUCAUCAAGCAGGUGCUCAACUGGCUGCUGCGGAGACUAGAGGCCCCCUGCCGUUGCUGCUUCCCCAAGAGGGGUCAUCAUCCCCACCGGCACCCCCGACGCAAUGUGGUGGCCCCGGGCCACCUACGUACCCGCAGAGACCCCUCUAUCGAGACAGAUGCCAUCAAUGAAAGUGAGACUGACCCUGGGCGCAGGAUGUCUGGGGAGAUGAUCUCCAUGAGGGACUUCCUAGCAGCCAAUAAGGUAAAUCUGGCCAUUAUGCAGAAGCAACUAUCGGAGAUGGCCAUCGGGCACCCGCGCCAGUCCAGUUCCAGUUCACGGCAGAACGGAUUCUCAGGAGGGGUGGGCGCCCUUGGCAUCAUGAACAACCGGCUGGCUGAGACUAGUGUGGACAGAUAGGGGGGAAACUAGAUUGGAAAUAGCUAAGAGGGUGAGACUAGUUAGAACAAAAUGCUUUCCUGAGUACCCAUACCUGAGAGACAAAAAAAGAUUUAUAAAAUGUAUGAA
Molecule: messenger RNA, 1604 nt
Organism: Sphaeramia orbicularis (orbiculate cardinalfish)
Lineage: Eukaryota; Metazoa; Chordata; Actinopteri; Kurtiformes; Apogonidae
Gene: kcnk13b
Product: potassium channel, subfamily K, member 13b
Exons: 3
Coding region: 225-1496 (423 amino acids)
Biological process (GO): potassium ion transmembrane transport; stabilization of membrane potential
Cellular component (GO): plasma membrane
Molecular function (GO): outward rectifier potassium channel activity; potassium ion leak channel activity
Source: RefSeq, a predicted model, not a curated record